CAUUCAAAAAUGUCGAAUUUGUCGAAUUCUCGAAUUGAUUCGAAUGGUUUAUUCUUUUGAUUUUGUGUUAUUUUAAAAUGAUGAAUAAUAUACAGAAAUCAUCCGAAUAAUCUGAAUUAAAAUCGGCAUUCGCAUCAUUCGUACAAUAAGUGAAAAUUGAAAUAAUUAUUCGUCGUUGAGCUGUCGAGCAUAAUGAUAAGAAGGAUGAACAAAAAACCAGAGCCAGACCAAUGAAUGGACUUCAUAUCUUCAUCUCACACUCGUGUAUAGAAUUAUAGAUAAGUGAUGGCAUAAAUUUCUCAAAGUUUUCUUUCAUAUAUAUAUGUAAUAUAAAAAUUUCGUUUUCGAUUUCAAAGAAAGUUGCAAAAGCGCAGUAAAAGUUUCAGUGAAUAACGUAACGAUAGAACUUAACAGUGAUAGUAGUAGGUUGAUAUGUUACAAGCUGAACCCCUGAACUAAGUGCUGUGUUAUCGAUUUUCCGUCUGUAUCGAAUUUUGACAUAGUAAUUUUUGAGUAAUUUGGGUAACAAAAGUUGAUUUUCGUAGUCGAAAUGGCCAACUCCUUGAAAUAGGAACUUGAUCGGCGCAUUGUUGGUCCGUAUCACUUUCGGUAGUGAAAUUUUCAAAACGAGCCAGAGAAAUUUCCUCGCGAAUAACGACAUAUUUUUGUACGCUUAAUGUGCAUUGCGAUCGUUUCCGCGUAAUAGUUUAUUGAACCUGAAGUUACUCGAGAUUCGCGAUGGCUCUAUCCGCAGAUCUAAUCAUACCUACUGCCAAAGUAUCGGAGAACUUCAGCGAAUUUCUUAAUGAAAAAGAAGCAUUGGCAGAUUCUUUGAGGAAACGUGGAAAUGAAGAAUAUAAGGCGAAAGAAUAUACCAAAGCACUCAAGUUUUAUAGCGAUGCUAUAGAUAUACUACCAGAAAAUGCAUCCUAUUAUGGAAAUCGUGCGGCUUGUUACAUGAUGCUUGGUCAGUACUAUAAAGCGCUGGAAGAUGCUCGAAAAUCGAUUAAUCUUGACACUCAAUUUGUGAAAGGUUACCUGAGAAUAAUUAGAUGUUGUAUAACGAUGGGAGAAACUGUCGAAGCUGAAAAAAAUCUCAAAAUCGUUUCAAAAUUAGAUCCAACAAAUCCUAAUAUUCCUACGGAACAGUCCAAUUUACAACAAUUAAAAACUAUAUUUUCCAGCGCCGAAUCUUCUUAUAAAAAUAAAGAUUAUCGUCAGGCAAUUUAUUAUCUCGAUAGAGCGUUGGAUGUAGCAAAAUCUUGCAUUUCGUUCAAAAUCAUGAAAGCGGAAUGUUUGGCUUUUCUUAAACGUUUUCAAGAAGCGCAAGAAAUUGUCAAUAGUAUUCUAAACAGCAUUGACAAGCAAAACGUAGACGCAAUUUACGUUCGAGGAAUGUGCAUGUAUUACAUGGAUAACAUCGAUCGCGCUUUCACUCAUUUUCAACACGUUUUGAAACUGGCUCCCGAUCAUUCCAAAACCGUUGAUAUUUAUAAGAGAGCGAAGCUAUUGAAACAAAAGAAAGAAAAAGGAAACGAAGCUUUCAAAGCUAGCAAAUUAAAAGAAGCUUACAAUUACUACACCGACGCUCUUAGUAUUGAUCCGAUGAACGAUUCGUACAAUUCCAAACUAUAUUUCAAUAGAGCAACAGUUGCUUUCAAGCUUGGUCGUUUAAGCGAAUCCGUAGAAGAUUGUUCAUCAGCACUUAGCCUAGAUGAUAAAUAUAUUAAACCGUUGUUACGGCGCGCGAAAUGUUAUUUAGACCUGCAACAAUUCGAUGAAGCUGUCCGCGAUUAUGAAAAAGCCUUUAAAUUGGAAAGAACAGACGAAGUUAGAUUAUUGCUGAACGAAGCGAAAUUGCAACAAAAAAAAUCGAAAAGAAAAGAUUAUUAUAAAAUACUUGGAAUACAAGCGGAUGCGUCGACAGAUGAAAUUAAGAAAGCGUAUCGUAAACGUGCACUCGUGCAUCAUCCAGAUCGUCAUGCGAAUGCAACGGAAGGCGAAAAGAAAGAGCAAGAAAAAAAAUUCAAAGAAUUAGGCGAAGCUUACGGCGUUUUAUCAGAUCCGAAUAAGAGAAGCAGGUACGAUAAUGGACAGGAUCUCGAAGAUUCGUACGGCAGUGAUAUCGACGCUAGUAAUGUGUUUAGAGCGUUCUUCGAAAAUUCUUCCAAUUUCCGCUUCGAACCGUGUAAUCGUAAUAAUUACAGUACUUUUUCGUUCAAAUUUGCUUGAAUAAGUGGCAAAAAUAAUUUGUUCGUCAAUCAUACAUUUGGGUGUUUUUAUUCUCAAUUUUUCCGAUUCGAGCACAGUUUCUUCUCAAAUCCAAUGCUUAUUUUACAUACUGUAGUGGGGAAAUUAUUGACGGAGGGCGCGAGACCCCGUUCAAUUAAUCAAGUGUGUACUAUUUGUGUUUUGUCAAGCUGUACUAUGUUCAUAAUUGACAUUUUUAGUUUCAUUAUUUAUAAGAUUGUAUUUUCGUAUUCUGUCAUCGCGUAAAAUAUAAUUUUUUUAUUCA
This is a messenger RNA of Planococcus citri (citrus mealybug), 2515 nucleotides long. RefSeq names its product Tetratricopeptide repeat protein 2 (gene Tpr2). The transcript is spliced from 10 exons. Bases 739 to 2232 code for a protein of 497 amino acids. The record is from RefSeq and is a predicted model, not a curated record. NCBI's taxonomy places the organism in Eukaryota, Metazoa, Arthropoda, Insecta, Hemiptera, Pseudococcidae. Gene Ontology annotation, molecular function: protein binding.